Molecule: messenger RNA, 2143 nt
Organism: Anopheles coustani
Lineage: Eukaryota; Metazoa; Arthropoda; Insecta; Diptera; Culicidae
Gene: Smu1
Product: WD40 repeat-containing protein SMU1
Exons: 2
Coding region: 32-1561 (509 amino acids)
Biological process (GO): mRNA splicing, via spliceosome
Cellular component (GO): precatalytic spliceosome
Molecular function (GO): protein binding
Source: RefSeq, a predicted model, not a curated record
GGUGCAUAAGAAAUUGUGGAAAUUCUAAAACAUGUCUAUCGAAAUCGAAUCGGCCGACGUAAUCCGUCUAAUUCAACAGUAUUUGAAGGAAUCCAACCUCCACAAAACAUUGCAAACACUGCAGGAAGAGACCGGCGUUUCCCUCAAUACCGUCGACAGUGUGGAAGGUUUUGUAUCCGACAUACACAAUGGCCACUGGGACACAGUGUUGAAGGCAAUUCAGUCGCUAAAGCUUCCUGACAAAAAGUUGAUCGAUCUGUACGAGCAAAUCGUGUUGGAGCUAAUAGAGCUACGCGAACUCGGUGCCGCCCGCUCCCUGCUUCGUCAGACGGAUCCGAUGAUUAUGCUUAAGCAACAGGAGGCCGAACGCUACAUCCAUCUGGAAAACAUGCUCCAGAGAGCAUAUUUUGAUCCCAGGGAAGCAUAUCCGGAGGGCUCAAGCAAGGAAAAGCGUCGCGCAGCAAUUGCAACGGCACUCGCAGGGGAGGUAUCUGUCGUACCAUCGUCAAGGCUGCUUGCAUUGCUGGGGCAGGCACUCAAAUGGCAACAGCAUCAAGGUUUAUUGCCGCCCGGAACGACGAUCGAUUUGUUCCGCGGUAAGGCCGCGAUCCGCGACCAGGAAGACGAAUCGUACCCAACCCAGCUGGCACGUCAGAUCAAGUUCGGUCAAAAGUCCCACGUCGAGUGCGCGCUGUUUUCACCCGACGGACAGUAUCUCGUGACCGGCAGUGUGGACGGUUUCAUCGAAGUGUGGAACUUUACCACAGGAAAAAUACGUAAAGAUUUAAAGUAUCAGGCACAGGACAACUUCAUGCUGAUGGAACAAGCCAUCACGUCGAUGGCAUUCUCGCGUGACUCGGAAAUGUUGUCCACUGGUUCGCAGGAUGGGCAGGUCAAGGUUUGGAAGCUGGUCACCGGCCAAUGCUUGCGCAGGUUCGAAAAGGCGCACUCGAAGGGCGUUACAUGCUUACACUUUUCCCGCGACAACAGCCAAAUAUUGACCUCUUCGUUCGAUCACCUAAUCAGAUUGUACGGAUUAAAGUCGGGCAAAAUGCUCAAGGAGUUCCGGGGACACUCGUCGUUCGUCAAUGAAGCCGCUUUCUCCCCCGACGGACACCACGUGCUGAGUGCGUCUUCGGACGGUACCGUCAAAGUGUGGUCCCUCAAGACAACGGAAUGCAUUUCGACGUUCAAAGCGCUUGGUACCCAUCUGGCCGUUAACUCGGUGCUAAUUUUACCGAAAAAUCCGGAACAUUUUGUCGUAUGCAAUCGAUCGAAUACGGUCGUCAUUAUGAACAUGCAGGGACAGAUCGUGCGAUCUUUUUCUUCCGGUAAGCGCGAGGGCGGUGCGUUCAUCUGUGCCACGAUAUCGCCACGUGGUGAGUUCAUUUACUGCGUGGGUGAAGAUUUGGUGUUGUACUGCUUUUCCGUAACGUCCGGCAAGCUGGAACGUACUCUGAACGUGCACGAGAAAGAUGUCAUCGGACUGACGCAUCAUCCGCACCAGAAUCUUCUGGCUACGUAUGGAUGCGAUGGCCUGUUGAAAAUGUGGAAGCCAUAAACCCAAUCUUAGACGUAUUUUCAGGCUAACAAAAAAGUAAUUUGUAAUCUUAUAAAUCUUAAAUCCAAUAAAAAUACCAAUUCAACGAGUGAACAAACAGAUGGUGAGCCAAGCUUGGCGAUUUAUAUUGCGCAGGAAUCUUUAAAAAUUUCAAAGUACAUAUGUUGACUACCAGAAAAAUAUGUUCCAUAUCUAUUUCAUUUGUCAACGAGUACGAGGCAAACCCUUAGCAUGAAUAAUAAAUGCAAUCAUUUAUGCUGCAAGCCAUUGCGGUAUUGUCUGCACAGAUGAUAAUUAAAUUAAACUAUCAAGCGUGACCCCAACGCCACUAAUUAUGUUUACUGACCUUAUUAUCAAUUCAUUCGCCUCUGCAAGUUUGCUUUUGUAGGAAUUUCAGCACGUCCUGACGACGGGAUAAAAGGUUUCAGCCGUCUGGAACGUCGUAAGACUGCACUGACUAUGUGAAAAAACCCAAUCCCUUCUUUUUAGAUGAAAACAUAUUUAAAUACAUUUUCUCACCUUUUAUGCCGGCCAGUCUGGCUACUUAUUUUGGAUGUCUAUGAAAUUAUGAUAUAUCCAAAA